This is a messenger RNA of Neurospora crassa OR74A, 1952 nucleotides long. RefSeq lists its product as hypothetical. The coding region runs from base 682 to 1809 and encodes 375 amino acids. Lineage: Eukaryota; Fungi; Ascomycota; Sordariomycetes; Sordariales; Sordariaceae. The transcript is spliced from 2 exons. The record is from RefSeq and is a predicted model, not a curated record.
UUCAUCAUGUAAACACGCACCGGGCAACCAACUCGAAACAUGCUGUCUCCAACUUAAGGUUGAUCGACUUUCAACUUCACAUGCUCUACUUACCAACCUAGCUUCCAGCGUUUGCAAUUCCAGCGCCCAUGUCUCACAGUUCGGUUGGUCUGCCGAAUGGCACGAAUGGAAUCCAACGCCCAACCUCGGCUCUCAACAUAUAUUCUCCUCGGUUCCACAUUCUGACGGCGCCUCGUCGUCUUUCUUUGUUCGGUCGUGUCCCAUUGCAGCGGUAAGCUGAAGAGGUAGCUUGGCCUGUUGCAUCAGAUAUUUCACAGCUCAGACUCUACACACAUCGUUUUGUCUUUGUUCAAUAUCUGCCAUAUAUCACCGAGGAGCUUUGUCAUGCAGGACUGAAUCUGACUCCACGGCUCGAGAAGUUGGUUCCUUUCAAAGCAGCUCCUUUCUUUGACUCCGUCACCCGUCAAGGAAGACGACACAGACGCAGGCCGACAAAAGACAAAAAGAUGGACGCGUCCGUUAUCAUUACCAUGCUCUCACCAAGAAACCAGCAACAACCUCUUGGCCGAUCUGCACCAAACAUAUACUACUGACUGAACCUCGAACCACUACCCGCCAACCAGUUCAUCUGUGUCUCGUUGAGGUUGUCAGGGUUCAAAACAGCAAAGCCGGCUAAUCAAUAUGGAGACACGGACAAGAGCACGGCCAACACUAGAGCCAGUGCAAACCAGACUAUUGCACCAUGGAUCGCCUGGAUCGCCACGUCGUCGUCCGUCUAUUUUCGAGCCAGCACUGAGGUCCCAUUGUCUCCCAAGUCCUCUCCAUUUGAGCACGCCAGGACUGGACCAAGGAAUGAGGCGGCACGAGCGAGCAAUGCUGGACAGUCUCGAUCAGCGGAGACCUUCUCAGGCUCGCAAAGACUCUGCUCACUUGCUGCCCCCGAUCCCCGAGCAAAGUCCACCAUCACGAGAACGCCCGUAUGAUGCCUACUCACCUCCUCCUACCUUGGCAGCUCGGACUCGCAAUCACCUCCUGUACGGAAUUUCCGAUUCCCACCUUUCACCUACUAGCACUCAUGCGGGUAUAGGGCGCCGCCAGUCGAUGCCCACGGGUGUGCCAUCAGCGUUACCCACAUCGAUACCUUCGGCAGCGUUACCAUCACCCGUGCGGGCCGUGCAUCGGCAAAUUGGCAUAGGCCGACAAAAGGCUCAGGAGCUUCAUGGAAGGCAUAUCUUUCAAGGAUGUUUUGUCAAGGCAGUCGAUCUCCGGAAAUUUAGCGAGAGCUCAGCAAGUGGCGAUAAUACAGCUCUCCGAGAGGUGGUGAUGGAUGAUAUGGGUCAGAAACUCAGAUAUGCUGCGAGAGCAUGGUCGCCUGGAAAACCUGAAGGUCGUCACUUUAUCAAGUACUUUUCCCAGGCAGAACUGAGAAAGGCCAUACCAAAAGACGCCCCGGAGCCAUUGGUCGUACCCAGGCAUGCAACAGAUCACCCAAGUCCGAGGAGAGCUUCUCUCAGCACCUCUCAGAGGCGCCGUUUGGAUAAGGAGCAUCGUCGAUCGUCCGCCCCGAUGCAAUCAGCAGACCCGUGGAGCGAAAUGGCACUACCAAUUCACUAUCAUCUAGCACGCUACUUCUUCCCGCUUGUUGCUGUAUAUCUGCAGAGUGGGAAUGUCGAACCUGAGGACAUCUUGGAACUGCCGAUGCCUCACCCAAAGGCGUGGUAUCAAACCUUCCGCUACGCGUGUACUGAGCAGGGAGAGUUAACGGAUGCCAUCAGGGAGAACAUCAAACACCUAGGAGGGAGAGUGUGAAUGGAGCGAACUGCCUCAUUGUGCAUACCAGAAAUAGCCGUAUAACGAGUGUUGGGUUGUGAAAUAGUCUAGGACAAAAGGAAAGCGGCUUAUAGUCGAAGCAGCAAUGUCAUAUGAUCCCAGACGGGAACUCCGCUACCAUA